Hypoxylon fragiforme is the source of this 2757-nucleotide messenger RNA. RefSeq lists its product as uncharacterized. The transcript has a single exon. Bases 158 to 2728 code for a protein of 856 amino acids. NCBI's taxonomy places the organism in Eukaryota, Fungi, Ascomycota, Sordariomycetes, Xylariales, Hypoxylaceae. The record is from RefSeq and is a predicted model, not a curated record.
AACAUGGGACCAGCAGCUGGGGCAGAAUCGUUCUAGGGAUUCCAUUCUCCAUCGGUCGACACGUAGUCCAGCAGGUGCAUAUGCUCUUCCGUAUGUCGCAUCAACCCCUAAAAACUUCGAUCCAAAACCAGCAUACGUACACCGUCCAUCGGCGACUAUGCCCUCAAAGAUACGAAGUCCCAUUUCAGUAGCAUCGACUACAUCGAAUAUAUCGACGGGCUCGCAAAUCUCCUCUCUGGCGACUGAAGCUAAACAGCAGAGGUUUGCUCGCAAAUUAUUCGAGCAGCAUGGCGUCAGGAGACCACCUGGUUGGUUUUCCGACGAUGAAGACCUGUCCCUCGCAGGCGAUAGGACUGCCAGCCCCCGAUUCUGCAGGGUCUGCCAUCUCUGCUCUGCGCGAAUCUGGUCGCAUACUCAUUGCUCGUCUUGCAAGCAUAUUCUGUGCCAGGAAUGUCUGCUCUGCGAAGUACCUAAGAGCUCUAAAAGGGGGCAGCCGGCCUUCCCGCAUCACCCAGGUCAUGCUGUCAGGCUGAACGAUGCGAAAGCCUCCUCGGAAUUCGUACAUGUAGUUCACCACACGUCACAAACUCCAAGCUCUACAGGUCACAAACCAUAUGGUAAACUAGCAGAUACAGUUCAAGGACAAAGCUCCCGGCAUAGCGACCCUCGACCCAGGUCACAGCUAAGGAAUGUAGGUGUCGAAGGCCGGCCAGUAAAGCAAAGUCCAUUCGCCACUGCAGACAAGGGACCGUCGAGUUCCAUCUCUGAAUCUGACGUUUUUGAGAAAUCCGAGUUUCAGACAUCUCAGCCUACAAGAAAUUCCCCAGGGCCAGUAGGUAAAUCCAAUGAUGAAGUAACCAGCACCAAGGUCGAAUGCGAUGACCCCAUGUGCAAAGCAACACAUGCUGGGCAUUAUCCAUAUCGACAUAGCAUCACCUGUUCUCUUGGCCGAAGCGAAGAAGUCGAGAGAGCCCUAGAUUCGCUCAAGGAAUCUAUAAUAUCGGAAGAUGCCUCCGACGCUCAGCGUCUGACACCAGAGCUCUCUGAGGAAGGGUCGUCAUCGCCCUUUGACGCUACGCCGCAUGACCAUCACUCUAAAGAACUUCGCAGCUCUCAUCAUAGCACACAUCACCUUGGCAGUGCCUUUGGCCACGAGUUUCGUGAGCGAUACUACAGAUUUGCGGAAAGUCCACGUGGCAAGGCUGGGUCUGAUAAUAUAUCAUCCAUUGAGCAUCCGGCCCCGGUAAUACCGAUAGCUCCAGUGAAUUCUCUUCAACAUGUCCAUAAAACGGUAUCUCCUAGCUAUCCUAAACGCAAGGAAUAUCUCCAGCCAACGGAAGAGAGAAAGCAUACUCCAACGAGACCAUCUCCUAGGUUAGGCCAAGGCCAAGGAUCAUAUUCAGUUGAGACCAAGAAUAUUUCCGGCGAGAGAUUCAGCCAGUCCACCCCUCGGGGUGGUAUAAACAGGAAACGAUCCAUACCUAUAAUUCGUGUGCUGAGUCCACCAUCAUGGCUAAAAACACCGCGAAAAGAAGCAGGCGAUGCCAAAUGUGGACUACGCCAUGUGAAAGCCAAUGAUCAUGGGCAUUGGCCAAAUUCACGAGUAGAUAGCUCAGGGGGGAAUAAUGUCGAAAAUCCAAGGAAUCCAAUGCGGGAGUCCAAUUCCGUAAGAAACACGUUUGAUGAGCUAACUAGCUCGAGCCAUAAUCUUAUGCGAAUAUCUGCUCCCUCCCCGCCGACCGCGCUACAUGUCACACAGCAUCAAAGACCGGAGCCUUGGUUAGAUCAUUCAUCCGAUCAUGCACACUCUAGGGCAAGUCAUAGUGCUAUGUCCACACACACAAGGAACACACCCGCUGCCUCAUCUCAUGGGGGGCCACAAGCAAAGCAUCGAAACCCAUCUUCUCGCCAUGGGCGGCCUCCAUCCCAUCUCCGAGCUGAAGGUACUAGGUCCGCACAUAUUGACCUGCUGAGUCCUUCGUCUGCUCGUUCAGCCGUCCAUUCACACCGAUCCCUACAGCAGUACGAAUCGGCUUAUAAGCUCGCACGCGAGCGAUCCUGGGAUGAGGCAGACCAUCAUCUUGAUACCCAGUCUUCGCAUGUUCGAGCUACUACUUCACAUGCAAGCCACGAGAACCAGCAUUCUCUAGCAGCAAGCACCACGAGCACUCCCAGCCACUCGCCACUGCAGCCCCUCCAAUCACUACCACAGCAUAUCAUAGCCCACCCUGAAGAACAAGAACAAGAAGAGGGGACCACCGCGUCUGAACAUGGUAGUACUUGGGAUGUGCCGGGAUCCGAGAGCAGGGAGUCCACCGCUCCGUUCUCCGCCGACGAGCUUUCGGAGGAAGAAUACGAAGAUGACUGCUACGAGAACGAGAACGAGAACGAGAACGAGAACGAGAUAUACCGCCCGAACCCCAUCGCGCCGCCCAACCACGACUGUAGCUGGAAAGAGCGUUACCUCGCGCUGACGGCGGAGAUCCGUCUGCUGAAAGCGGAGCUUUCGACGAGGGCGUCGCUGAGGGGGACGGAUGUUGGGUUUUAUGGUGAGCAGGGGCUGGAGCAGGGAGAGGAGGAGGAGGAGGAGGAGGAGGAGGAGGAGGGGUUGGAGGGUGAUGGUAAUGGUGACGAUGAUGAUGAUGAUGAUCUGGGAAUCCAGGGUAUCACGAUUAUCAUGCACUUGAGGGGCAGAGAGGACUUGGUUAUCAAUACGGACUUGACGUAGGAGAGUGAUGGGGGACGAUACCUACGAUA